Molecule: messenger RNA, 2154 nt
Organism: Pimephales promelas (fathead minnow)
Lineage: Eukaryota; Metazoa; Chordata; Actinopteri; Cypriniformes; Leuciscidae
Gene: pla2g7
Product: phospholipase A2, group VII (platelet-activating factor acetylhydrolase, plasma)
Molecular function (GO): 1-alkyl-2-acetylglycerophosphocholine esterase activity
Source: RefSeq, a predicted model, not a curated record
CCGUCUUGAGGGCAGGGACGCAGGCAUUUUUAUUUUUGAGAAUCGUUUUCUCGACGAAUCAUUCACUUAACACAACAGAUUUGUUUAAAACCACGUUCACAAAGUAACUGAUCCAAAAUAGCAUGAUCUGUCUUUGACUCAAUUUACAGACGUGUCGAUUUGGGGUCAGGAUGAGGCUCCGCCUGUUGGACUUCAGCUGACGCUUAAUGUUUAAAAUCUAUGCCAAAGUUGAACUGGGUGCUUUUCGCAAUGGGUAAUUCAAGUUGCCACAAUUCUAUGAGUAUCCCGCCAGGAAAAGGACCCCACCAAGUGGGAUGCACAGACCUGAUGGUGGGCCACACGGUACAUGAUACGUUCUUGAGACUCUACUAUCCGUGCCAAACAUCUGAGAAUCCUCAGCGGCCAGACUGGGUCCCGUGCAGAGAAUAUUUCAACGGCCUCGCAGACUUCAUGAAGAUGAACAGAACACUGAGUGAAAGAAUUUUCAACUACCUCUUUGGGUCUUGUAAAAUCCCAGCAGCCUGGAGUGCAUCAUUUAAACCAGAUGGGAAAUAUCCUGUCAUUAUCUUUUCUCAUGGACUGGGAGCUUUCAGGACAUUGUAUUCAGCCAUAUGUGUUGAAUUGGCGUCGCAGGGCUUCAUUGUUGCAGCCGUGGAGCACAGGGAUGAAUCUGCCUCUGCAACAUUUUACUUCAGAGAGCACACUGAGCCAGGAACAAAAAGGCAUCCGUCAUGUGACAUUGCCAAGCCUGUGUCUGAUAAUCUGGAGGAGGUUUGGAUGUACUACAGGCCGUUGAAACCAGGGGAGAAUGAGUUUCCUCUAAGAAACAAGCAAGUAAAGCAAAGAGCAGAUGAAUGCAUCAGAGCCUUGGAUAUUCUCUUUGACAUCAAUUCAGGAAAGUCAGUUGAGAACGUCUUACAGUCCAACUUUGAUUUGUCAACAAUGGAGAAUUCCAUGGACUUGUGUAGAAUAGCGGUUAUGGGGCAUUCCUUCGGAGGCGCGACAGUGAUCGAAUGUUUGUGCAAGGAUGUCAAAUUCAAGUGUGGCGUGGCACUGGACUCCUGGAUGUUUCCCUUGGAUGAGGAGAUCUUCCCAGGAGUAAAGCAGCCAAUCUUUUUUAUCAACUCUGAAAAAUUCCAGUGGAUUGGGAAUAUCAUUCGUAUGAAGAAGCUGGACUCUGCCAUGAUUCCCAGAAAAAUGAUAACCAUCAAGGGGACAGUUCAUCAGAGCUUCCCAGAUUUUACAUUUCUUACUGGGAACUGGAUUGGAAAGCUCCUGAAACUGAAAGGAGAGAUUGAUCCAUAUAUAGCCAUGGAUCUUUCCAACAAAGCAACUUUGGCUUUUCUUCAACGCCACUUAACUCUGGACAGAGACUUCAAUAAGUGGGAUUCUUUAAUUGAUGGAAAAGAUGACAACUUGAUUCAAGGAACCAAUAUUGUUAUACCACAAUCAUCUAUGUAAUCGAGUAACAUGAAAUGUUUUAUCAGUACAAUGAUUAUGUAAAGUGCAAUGCAAAUGUAAAGGCAAAUUCACAUGAAACAGAAUCAAGUUAAAUGAGUAAGGGCCAAUCUAUUUUGAAAAUUAAAUAAGAGACUUAAUAUUGAAUGCGGUGUACGAGUACGAUUGAAUUUGGAUUAUGGAUUAGAUACAGUGAUCUUACGUAAAUUACAUUUAGUAUUUUUUAAACGGGGAAAAAACUUCAGGAUUUCUACCAGCUACAUUGCAAAACAGUGCAAUAAAUGUAACACCUGUUAUGUGCCUUAAUGUUUUACAGCCAUGUAAAGCAGAGGUUUUUAUAUCAAUUUUCAGUGGAUUCUAACAUUACAAGGAGGCAGUUAGCAGACAACCAUUUACAAACACCAUACUGUGAAAUGUAUUCAGCAUAGCAUGUUUAUAUGUUACCAUAUAUUGACAAUUUUACAUCAUAGAAAAAAAACCUUUUUAGAGUCUACGAUCAACUCUGGAUCUGUAACUAAAAUCUGUGACUUCCUGAUUUGUAAGUUAUUGAAAUCAAUUUUUACACUACUCUGGUCAGUAAGAAAUUUAAAAACUUGUGUAGGAUUUCAAUAUUUCUCACUGGAUUCCAGCACAGCCACAAAAUGCACAAUUUUUCUUAUGUAUUUGUGAUUGUUUAUUAAACAUAUCUUACCUUUG